Messenger RNA from Phanerochaete carnosa HHB-10118-sp, 1797 nucleotides. RefSeq lists its product as uncharacterized. The transcript is spliced from 6 exons. The record is from RefSeq and is a predicted model, not a curated record. The coding region runs from base 211 to 1680 and encodes 489 amino acids. NCBI's taxonomy places the organism in Eukaryota, Fungi, Basidiomycota, Agaricomycetes, Polyporales, Phanerochaetaceae. Gene Ontology annotation, cellular component: mitochondrion. Gene Ontology annotation, molecular function: proline dehydrogenase activity; FAD binding.
UCGCGGCGGCCACUCUAUCGCUCAUUCGCGUCGGCGUCGCCUCGCCCGGUCCGCUCGCGCCUGCCGGCACUCGGCGUAGUCUCUGGCCUCUCGGUCGCUUCGUACGUCUGGCUCACCGACCAGUCUGUACACGCAGACGCAGAAGAGUCGAGGCAUGAGCGUCCAUCGCCGUCCCUUUCGAGCCUCGUCCGCGCGUAUGUGGUGUAUACGAUGUGCUCGAUACCGCCGCUCAUCGAUUGGUCGCCCCAAAUCUUGUCCACCCUGCUCGCAAUCCCCGUCGUCGGCGAUGUCACAAAGGCUAUCGUGCGUAUCACGUUCUUCGACCACUUUGUCGGCGCGGAAACCGCGGAAGAGGCCAUCCCGCUGGUGAAACAGCUGCGUGCAGAGAAUAAGGGAUGUCUGUUCGCGUACAGCGUCGAGGUCGAUGAGCACGAGGCAGCGGGCAAGGCUGCGCGCAAGGGCAAGAACGUGCAACCGGUAUACAAGCAAAGUAUGCAGGAGAUGAUCCACAGUAUCGAUGUCGCGGCGGAUUUUGAGGACAAGCAUCUACCUCCGGGUUCUAGUAAGGGUAGAAGGACAUGGGUAGCGGUAAAGCUGACAGCGUUACUUCCCAGCCACCAAUCUAUGGUCAACUUCUCUCGGUAUCUCCUCCAGCAUCGUUCCUCUACCUCGGUUCCUUUCCCGGGCACACUACAUCAGUCAGAUCUUGACGUGUUCUACCGCAAGGUCGAUGCGAACGAGAUCUUGGCUGAUCAGGAUAUCUUAGAUCUUAAAGACUUGUUUACGGACUUGAACGCUAUCUGUCAGCACGCCCAUGAACGUGGUGUCAAGAUCAUCAUCGAUGCGGAGCAUAGUUGGUACCAGCCUGCGAUAGAUGCAUUCGCCUUUGCGCUCAUGUCGAAGUACAACCGGUCGUCCUCUUCGUCAGUGUCACCCAACGUUCAGCCACUAGUCUACAACACAUACCAAGCAUAUCUCCGCCGGAACGAAUCACACUUGGCGCACAGCCUGCAAACUGCGAGAGCGAAUGGUUUCGCGCUCGGAGUGAAGCUCGUCCGGGGAGCGUACCACCCGCACGAGAUAGCCGCGCACGCCGCCGCUCGCUCACAGGACAAGAAGCCCAAGGUGCACGCACCCUCCGUCUCUCCAGACGACCUCCCGCCAGUGUGGACCACGAAGCCCGAAACGGACGCGUGCUACGACCGGUGCGUCGGCCUGCUCCUGGACGCCGUUGCUGCGGACGUUGCGCCGCCGAAGUUGUCGUGGUUCCGCAAGGCAGAGGCGCCGACUCGAGCGCUGACGAUCGGCGUGCUCUUCGGGACGCACAACUGGACGAGCUGCCGCCUCGUGCUCGACCGCCUCGUCGAGAAGGGGCUCGCGAAUGCCGAGGGCGCCACGUCAGAGCGUGAGCCUAUCGUGCACAUCGGAAGCGAGGUCGCCGAGCGUGUGGCGCUGGCGCAGCUGUAUGGCAUGCAUGACGACUUGACGGACUACCUCGUCGGCCGGAUCCGCUCUUCGAUGCCAUUCGUGAUCAAGUACGUGCCCUAUGGGGCGCUUGCGGAGGUUAUGCCGUACCUCGGACGCCGGGCGAUCGAGAAUAAGUCUGUGCUGGGCGAUGGCGUUGCGGCCGCGGAACGCAGUCGCGCUUGGGAAGGGAUUAAGCAGAAGAUUUUCGGCUGAGGGCUCGUGGCUACAAGGAGGUUUGGAUGCGCGCAAAACAAUAUUUCAUAGACGUUGUACGGAUCUCACUGGCAAGUGCUCUGACAUAGAUAGUAGGGGAGGAUUGCAUUACAUAAU